AUGGCAUGUACUAUAGUCGCGCUUUUAUGUGUUUUUCAACCCAUUCUCGCAUCUCCUACCGUCCAACCAGAUCCUGCCCUGGAUGCAGUGGUUGCUCAGAUUACUGCUGGUCCGACCUACCCUCCUCCCACGCGGACAGUCGAUAGACGUGACCUGCUUUCUGACGCUGCGAGCUAUGCGAACUCUUUAUUAGAUGGAGCACCAUCAUUUAUUACGGAUGGCGUUGCCAACUUCUUCCAGGGGUUUCCUACUGGAGAGGCAGUGCUGAAAUCUGCAGGAAUUAGCAGUACUGAUUUGGACGCAGUUCCAACGCAGGCACUGAACAUACCUGGAUAUGGCAAUUGGACGACUGCAGGGUGGAAUCUGAGAGUGCACGGUAAUAUUUUCAAGCAGCCCAACAUUUCGGACGAUAAAAUCAACGAUUUGGCCAACGUUUUCCUCAUCGACACCUCCGUACAGGAACUGCCUCCCUCGCAAUUGGCGCAGGCGGUAAACCUCACCAGGUCGAUUUAUGUCGUACAGCAGGGCGAGGAGAAUGUGACGGUGGAUAUUGGGCCUGCUCCUUCAGCUGGUACAAAUGGUGAACCAGGUGGUGGUGGUGGCGUUACGCCGCCUGGAGGCAGCCAACAGGUCACUCUACCUUAUCCGACAACAGACCAAGGCGAUUUCGAUGUCUUCGUCCCACUCUCCGAUCAAGGUCUUGAAGAUGGCAACACUACUGGUCCUCCACAAAAGAUCAACGUCUACGUCAACGGCACUGAAGCAGGGAAUGCGACGUCUUACCUCGUCGCCACCGAAGGCCUCACCAUUAUUAGUGACAUCGACGACAUCCUGCGCGUCACUAAGAUCUAUGUGCCGAAGGAAGGUCUACUCAAUUCGUUUGCUCGUCCCUUCACGCAGUGGAUGAACAUGCCAGACAUUUACGCCAAUUGGUCGACAGCCUUGCCAGACACUCACUUUCACUACCUUACAACAACACCAGAACAGGUCACGAGGAAUUACAUGGACUUCAUAUACAAGACAUACCCAGGUGGCAGUUUCGACACCAGACCGCUAAACUUCAGCGAUGUGAGUGCCACGUUGUCUAUCCGUCGAUUCCUCCUGGACAAAAUAUUCCUCACAUACCCAAAACGCAAAUUCGUGCUCGUGGCAGAUACUAGUAACAGCGAUGUCAUGAAAGCAUAUCCCGCAAUGGCCCAAGACUACCCCGGACAGGUUCAGUGCAUCUUCCUGCGAAACACCUCUGCAACAGAUGAGGAGAAUAGAUUUCCUUAUGAUACGUCUGGAUUCGAGGGUUUGAAUCAACAGAUGUACAUGUUCUUCCGCGUUCCUGAUGACCUGACGAAUUUGGACAUCUCGAAUGGGCAAUGCUAUAACGCAUCAAUACCGCAGAAUGUGACGUUCGGAUAUCAAGGCUUGCCCUUCGGGAUCGGAGAGUCACGAAAAGGCGCUGCACCCCGCCUGGUUGCGGUGUCAGAAAACCGAUUGGGGCUGUCUCUAGGGGUUGUUUUGGCAUUUAUGGGAGCGGUUGCAUUAUUUGGGUCGUAA
Messenger RNA from Endocarpon pusillum Z07020, 1548 nucleotides. RefSeq lists its product as uncharacterized. The transcript has 2 exons. Gene Ontology annotation, cellular component: actin cortical patch. Lineage: Eukaryota; Fungi; Ascomycota; Eurotiomycetes; Verrucariales; Verrucariaceae. Gene Ontology annotation, molecular function: phosphatidate phosphatase activity. The record is from RefSeq and is a predicted model, not a curated record. Bases 1 to 1548 code for a protein of 515 amino acids.